Triticum dicoccoides is the source of this 1097-nucleotide messenger RNA. RefSeq names its product protein cornichon homolog 1-like. Gene Ontology annotation, biological process: vesicle-mediated transport. The transcript is spliced from 5 exons. The record is from RefSeq and is a predicted model, not a curated record. Lineage: Eukaryota; Viridiplantae; Streptophyta; Magnoliopsida; Poales; Poaceae. The coding region runs from base 242 to 691 and encodes 149 amino acids.
CUCCUCGAACGCAUCCAGGGCCCAUCUCCACUCCAAACCCACGAACUCACCGCUGUCCCUCCCAUCUCCGGCGGCGACCACGGCAUUGAAGCCGGCGAGAGUGGUCUUAGGCGCUUAUCCAUCUGGACCGGUUGAUUGGAGCACAAACACGGGAGCGAAGAGCGGAGGGACGCGGUCCCGUGCCGUCCUUUAUUCUUAAGAAGAAUCGGCUCGGUCCCGUGCAGCGGCGGCGGCGGCGGACAUGUCUGUCGAACUCGUCCUCUGGCUCUUCUCCUUCGCCUCUGUGAUGGCCCUCGUCGGCCUCACCGCCUACCAGCUUAUCUGCUUAUCUGAUUUGGAGUUUGACUAUAUCAAUCCAUAUGAUUCAUCAUCUCGCAUCAAUGCAGUGGUCAUAAUAGAAUACGCACUCCAAGGGGUCCUCUGCGCUUCUUUCCUCUUGACGCUGAAUUGGUUUCCGUUUCUAGUUAUGGCUCCUGUAACAUAUUACCAUGUGAAGCUGUAUAUGAAUCGGAAACAUCUUAUAGAUGUUACUGAGAUAUUCCGACAGUUACAUGGAGAGAAGAAGUACAGGAUGAUCAAGCUUGCCUUCUACUUUGCAUUAUUUAUUAUAUCCAUUUACAGGCUUGUCAUGACGGCUGUGCUACUAUUUAUUGAUGAGGAUGUGAAUCUGGUAGAAACUAGGACUAUUUAGAGCUUGUCAUCAACAUCUCACAUGUGGCCAGGAAAUUCCAAUGAUGCAGUUGGUUAACUUGUCGCACACAUGUUUCGACAUCUGGCUCCAAAUGAACACUUAACAUGAGGAACCGGUGAGAGUACAUUCCAGUCUUUCAGAAAUUCUGAAACAAGACGUUCCGUAGGAGCUUAUCUGGUGCCUGGGUGUUGAUUGCAACCAUCAGGCAGAACUGACCCUUGUGCUGUACAUUGUAAUUUCAUGCGUUCUGGUAUUGCACUGCCACCUGUCGAGAUUUGGUUAACAUUGGACAUCUUGGUAUGGUAUGUGCAAUGGUGACAUCUUGAGCUGACUAGUUGGCAUUCACUUUUGAGAUGUGAGAUUCUCCGUCACAAUUAUUUUACAGCUUGUUGUUUUCCCUUGAAAA